AUGUUUAAAUUUUUAUCGCAAAGAUUUUUUUCUUCUGUGUACGCUAAUUUGAAGAGGAUACGGCCUGAAUAUGUAGAUUUCGAAACUAAGUUUCCAAAAGUCAAAAUUGAAAGACCGUUAUUGCCAGUACCGUAUACACAGGAGAAAAACUUGAGAUUUUUGAAAAACCUAGAAACGCCUCAAACGCUUUCAAACUGCAGAGUUGUUGAGCAAUUAUCUGUAAGAAGAGUUAAAUUUGCCGGUAGAAAUAACACAGGAAGAAUUACAACUAGACAUAGAGGAGGUGGACAUGUACAAAGAAUAAGACUGAUUGAUUUUAAAAGACAGAGAAAGGAUAUAUUUUCAACGGUUUUGAGGAUUGAAUAUGAUCCAACAAGAAGCGCACAUGUUGCACUCAUCCAAUACGAUGAUGGCGUAUUGAGUUAUAUUUUAUGCCCAGCUGGAGUUUUACCUGGAACAAGACUCCUUUCUAGUUCAAACGCGCCUCUUUUGCCAGGAAACUCGCUCCCUCUUAGGCACAUUCCUGUUAAUUCUAUAGUCCACAAUGUGGAAAUGAGACCAGGAGCAGGUGGACAAAUCGCUCGAUCAGGAGGCGUUUACUGCACCGUUACAGAGAAAGAUGAAACAUUUGCAACUUUGAGGCUUUCCUCCACUGAAUUGAGGAAGUUUCCACUCGAUUGCUGGGCUACAAUAGGCCAAAUAUCAAACAUUAAGCAUAAUGAAAGAAUACUUAAAAAGGCAGGAACCAGAAGAAACAUGGGAUGGAGACCUGUGGUAAGAGGAAUCGCAAUGAACCCAAAUAGUCAUCCACACGGAGGCGGAAAUGAUAAAAGCGGAACAAAGAGACCGAAAUGCUCAAUUUGGGGAAUCUGUAAAGAUGGAUACAAAACCAGAAGCAAGCAUAAACCACUGGGAUUCAUAAUAAGAAGGAAGCUUUGCGGUCGAUUAAUGAAGAAAUAUGGAAUAACUAAACGCCCUUAA
This is a messenger RNA of Theileria parva strain Muguga, 981 nucleotides long. RefSeq names its product ribosomal protein L2 (gene rplB). Gene Ontology annotation, biological process: cytoplasmic translation. NCBI's taxonomy places the organism in Eukaryota, Apicomplexa, Aconoidasida, Piroplasmida, Theileriidae. The transcript has 7 exons. Gene Ontology annotation, molecular function: structural constituent of ribosome; transferase activity; RNA binding. Gene Ontology annotation, cellular component: large ribosomal subunit; ribosome. Bases 1 to 981 code for a protein of 326 amino acids. The record is from RefSeq and is a predicted model, not a curated record.